Messenger RNA from Arabidopsis lyrata subsp. lyrata, 2149 nucleotides. Its product is annotated as NAC domain-containing protein 82. NCBI's taxonomy places the organism in Eukaryota, Viridiplantae, Streptophyta, Magnoliopsida, Brassicales, Brassicaceae. Gene Ontology annotation, molecular function: DNA binding. Gene Ontology annotation, biological process: regulation of DNA-templated transcription. The record is from RefSeq and is a predicted model, not a curated record. The transcript is spliced from 4 exons. The coding region runs from base 670 to 1905 and encodes 411 amino acids.
UGGCUUAUCCUUCACGCCACUCUCUAAAUCCCUCUCGCUCUCCUCCCCCUUUGCGACGAUCGUCCUUUCCCACUGUCGAGUUUUUCUCUCUCUCCGGGUACGACUUUUUCUCUCUGUUUCUCAUCCUACGCCGCGAUGUUGUGGAUGGUGAUUUUGUGUGUUCCGAUCUAGUCUUAGGUUUUCCUUUUUUAAUUCCUGAAAUGGGUUUUUGAUUUUCUGUCUCUUUCUUGUGAUUCUCCGAUUCAUUUUUUAGGGUUUUACUAGAGUUUUUAUUUAUUGUAGUGUGGUUUCUAGUUGGUCGGGUAGUUCAAUUUUCUUCUUUUUGGUUUGUUUCAAUGUCUCAAUAGCAGGCUUUACGUUGCACACCAGAUGUCUGUUGAUCUCUGCAAGAAGAAUCCAUCUUUUCUUUGGUGUGACUGUGGUUAUAUGAGCAGGGGGAGGUUGUGGUGUUUUCAGAUAAUCCUCUUCAGGCACUGGACUUGACUUGUCUUCAACUCGUCGACUUCUCUCUUCUUUUCUUUUUUUCUGUUUACUUUGAUCAAAGGGUUUUCGUUUCUGUUGCUCCUGUUUACUGUGAAUUUGAAGACUAAGUUUUCUGUGCAAAACUCUCACUUUACUGGUGAGGAGUUUACGGAAGAUUGUUCAAAGUUUUCCCCUUUGGAUUCGCCAAUGGGGAAAACUCAACUCGCUCCUGGAUUUCGUUUCCAUCCGACUGAUGUUGAACUCGUGAGAUAUUACUUGAAGAGGAAAGUACUGGGGAAAAAGCUCCUUGUUGAUGCUAUUGCUGAAGUUGACAUUUACAAGUUUGAACCCCCUGAUUUGCCUGAUAUGUCCUUUAUAAGAAGUGGGGAUCUUAAGUGGCACUUCUUCUGCCCGAGGGAAAAGAAGUAUGCCAGUGGGGUUAGGGCAAACCGUGCAACUGAGUGUGGUUACUGGAAGACCACAGGGAAGGAGAGACCCGUUCUGUGCAAUUCUGAAGUUGUGGGAAAGAUCAAAACUCUGGUUUAUCACUUUGGUAAGUCGCCUCGUGGGGAGCGGACUGAUUGGGUUAUGCAUGAAUAUAGGCUUGAAGACAAGGUACUGACGCAGAUGAAUGUUCCUCAGGAUACUUAUGUGGUGUGUGUUCUGUUCAAGAAAGAUGGCCCUGGACCUAGAAAUGGAGCUCAAUAUGGAGCUCCAUUUAGGGAAGAGGACUGGAGUGAUGAGGAAGUACGUACUGAUGUUCCUUCUACUAGUAAUCCCACAAACCUUCUUGAGCCUAGCAAAGAAACCACUCUGGCUUUGACUGCCCCAGAUGACUCCAAUAAGGAUUGUUUUGGUGGCAUGAUAUCAGAAUCAUGCGUCUCCGAUUUCCUACCAGCUACAACUAAUACCACCAGCAAGCUUCCACAUCCAAGUGAUGCAGCUAACACUCCUAUGUCUACUGCACCUCUGGCAGAGACCCUUCAGACCCCCAACAAUGAUGACUUAUAUUCAAUGUUGGAUCUAUUUGAUGAUGACGAAGAAUUCUUAGGGUUCAACAAUAAUGAGGUAAGACAUGAUCCCGGUGUCUCAGCUCCAGUUUGCUUAGAAGAAGAAGGCAUUUUCAACGGAUUACCAGAGUUGAGCAACAUGCCAAGGACGGCCUCUUACGACCUAAUUGAAAACUCGGAGUUAUACCUAGAGCUACAAGAUCUCACUGCUCCAUUAAAUCCUCAUAUUGGGCUACAAGACCUAAGUGCUCCAUUGAAUCCUCAAACUGGGAUGCAAGACCUCACUGCCCCAUUAUAUCCUCCAACUGGGAAUCUCAAUGACCCGAGAAGCUCCUCCUAUCUGUAUAAUCAAGGCCACUUUGACUUCUCUGCUGCUAAUGAUGAUGAUCCUUAUGGCUUUUCUGCUUCCGUGGGACAUAGACCAAAAAUGUAAAACGAGGAAGAGAAGAGUUGCAGGAUUUACAAAACAACAACAGAUGCAAAUCAGACAGAAAAGAAGGAGGAGAACCAUUGUUUCUUGUCUUUGAAUUUAUUAGUUACAUCUUUUAAUUUGUCGAAACUUCCCUAUCAACUUUCUCUGUUUCAUCCUUAGAUUCUCGUACUUGUUUGAAAUAUUCUCAACAUUUAUUCUUGUCUCUAUUUUGCUAUGAAUUAUGUAUAUAUUGGCUUCCGACUCA